Microplitis demolitor is the source of this 1645-nucleotide messenger RNA. RefSeq names its product myeloid differentiation primary response protein MyD88 (gene Myd88). Gene Ontology annotation, biological process: defense response to Gram-positive bacterium; MyD88-dependent toll-like receptor signaling pathway; positive regulation of canonical NF-kappaB signal transduction. NCBI's taxonomy places the organism in Eukaryota, Metazoa, Arthropoda, Insecta, Hymenoptera, Braconidae. The transcript is spliced from 6 exons. Gene Ontology annotation, cellular component: plasma membrane. Bases 147 to 1382 code for a protein of 411 amino acids. The record is from RefSeq and is a predicted model, not a curated record. Gene Ontology annotation, molecular function: Toll-like receptor binding; TIR domain binding.
GCAAAUUUAAAUUCCGUUUCAUAACCUUUAAAUAUUUAGUUUUAAUGGCAAUGACGUCAUGACACUUGUUGGAAUUUUUAAUCACAGUAUUGUUAUAUAUUUAUUUAAUUGUUAUUUGUACUAUUAUUAGUUUAUUUAUUUAGAAAAUGGCAGAUAUGUCAGCGGUACCACUCAUUGCAUUAUCUUCAGAAUCAAAAUUUUUAUUAUCAACUCUAUUAAAUCCUAUUAAAUGUAUUCCUACUGACGAUGGAUAUCCAAGAGAUUGGCGAGGAAUUGCUGAUUUAUUUUCAUUUGGCGGUGAAUUAAUACCAGCGAUAGCUUCUAAUCCAGAUCCAAUAUCAUUUAUUCUAGAUGUUGUGACUAAAAAAAAUCCAAAAACUGUCAUAAAAGAUCUACAAAUUGUAUUAGAAAAAAUAGAACGUUGGGAUGUUGUCGAUGAUACUCAGCCAGUAUUUGUUAAAGAUGCUCAAAAAUAUUAUGACCAUAUGGAGAGAAAUGAAACGUCUGCUGAAAUGACUGAUAAUAAUAUUGACAGCAAAAUGUUGACUGUUGAUGAUCUAUAUAGAGUCAAAGCUGGUUUAUCAAUGCAGCGAUACGAUGCAUUUUUACUUUUUGCUGAUGAGGAUACUAAUUUUGUUGAACAAAUUAUUGAAUAUUUAGAACAAAAACAUAAUCUCAAGCUUUGUAUCAAAGACAGAGAUUUAAUAAGCGGAAUAACAUUUGAACAUACGGCAAUAAUGAAAUUAAUAUCUGAACGCUGCAAUAGAUUAAUUGUUGUACUAUCUCCCAAUUUUAUAAAAAGUACUGCCAAUGAAUUUUUUUUAAAUUAUGCUCAAGCUAUUGGUAUAGAACAAAAUCAUCGAAAAAUAAUACCAUGUUUGUACCAACAAUGUGAAUUACCUCCUCAAUUAAAAUAUACUUUACUCCUUGAUUACAACAGAUCUAAACUCUAUGACUUCUGGGGAAGACUAAAAGAUUCUGUUAGAACAGUAGCUAAUGAUACUCUUAAAAAUGAUUCAGUGGAUACGAAGUGUGAAGACGUAAAAAUAAACCUACCAGAAGUUCCAAGUACUUCGACUUUGUCAUUAAAUUCUGAAAUGACUCCCACGACUUCGAAAGAAACAUCUACAGGAGUUGCAAAGACUAAAUCAAAAUUGCUUUCUUGGACGAAGAAAAAUUUAAGCCCCAAGUCGGCUCCGCCUACAAAUUUAUCGUCUGAUGACAGUCAGAAUGAUUUAAUUAAAAAACUUCCUUCGUUAGAAGGUUUAGACAGCCUAGAAUCUUCAUCGAUUUCGAUGGAAAAAACUUCAAAGAAAGUUAAAAAACACAAAAGUAUAAAAGCUUGUGCUAAAAAAAUAAAAUCAUUUGUCAUUAAAUCUUGACAAGUUACAAAAAAUAUACAAUUAAAACUGUGAUAUCUGAAAAAAUAUAUAUACAUGUAUAUAUAUUUGAUAAAUAUUUUUAUCAGUUUAUUUUUACAAAUGAAAAAAUUUUAAUCGAAAUUAUUUUUGUGGUAUCGAUGAAUAAAUAAAAUGAGUAAAUGUAUCAGACAUUAGAUAAAUUUUAAAUAAUUAAUGAAAUGAAAUUUUUAAAAAAUGGGCAUUUACGAAAUUUAAAAAUUAAUAAGUGUAUUUUUUAUAAAUAU